This is a messenger RNA of Lodderomyces jiufengensis, 1578 nucleotides long. Its product is annotated as tRNA adenylyltransferase. Gene Ontology annotation, molecular function: RNA binding; ATP:3'-cytidine-cytidine-tRNA adenylyltransferase activity. The record is from RefSeq and is a predicted model, not a curated record. NCBI's taxonomy places the organism in Eukaryota, Fungi, Ascomycota, Pichiomycetes, Serinales, Debaryomycetaceae. Gene Ontology annotation, biological process: tRNA 3'-terminal CCA addition. The transcript has a single exon. The coding region runs from base 1 to 1578 and encodes 525 amino acids.
AUGAAAAGAUAUUUGCAUACCACAUCCAAAUUAUUAUAUUACAAAUCGAUGAAAAUCAAUAAUGCAAUAAAUCUUACAGAAUCAGAACAAAACAUUCGUAAUGUGCUAGUUGGAUAUUGUGAAUAUUACAAUAAAAUCAAUAAACCUUCUUUAACAUUAAGAAUAACAGGUGGAUGGGUUAGAGAUAAAUUAUUAGGAUAUGAUAGUCAAGAUAUAGAUAUAGCAGUCAAUUGUCUUACAGGAGAAGAAUUUGUUCAUGGACUUCAAAAAUAUCUUUAUGAUAAAGAACCAGAAAUUUCAAUGAAUCAUGUACAUACAAUAAAAAUGAAUCCACUAAAAUCUAAACAUUUAGAAACUUGUACCACUAAAUUAUAUGGAAUAGAUUUAGACUUCAUAAAUUUAAGAUCAGAAGAGUAUACAGAUGAUAGUAGAGUACCAACAAUUGAAUUUGGAACUCCAUUACAAGAUGCAUUAAGAAGAGAUGCAACAUUAAAUGCAUUAUUUUAUAAUUUAAAUGAAGAAAAAAUUGAAGAUUUUACAGAAAAGGGUUUAGAAGAUUUAAAGAAUGGAAUUUUAAGAACACCAUUAUCUCCAAUUAAAACAUUUCUUGAUGAUCCAUUAAGAAUACUACGAUUAAUAAGAUUUGCAAGUAAAUUUAAUUUUUUAAUAGAUUCAGAAACAUUAGAUGCAAUGAAAGAAAAACAUAAUCAAGAGGCACUUUCAACAAAAAUCAGUAAAGAAAGAAUUGAAAUAGAAUUAAGAAAAAUUUUAACAAGUCAUAACCCAAGUUAUGGAUUACAAUUGAUCAACUAUUGUGAUUUAAUCAAAAGUAUAUUUUAUGUUGAACAAUUGGAAAAAGAAUUCAAUGUUAAAGAAUUACAAAUAUCUUUAAAUCAAAUACCUCAUCAUGUAUAUAUAUCAAGUUCAAUUUAUUUAACUUUUGAACAACUCAUACUAAAUUCAUCAAUUAAACAUAUUUUUCAAAAAUUUUUAAAAGAUCCAGAAAUGAGAUAUAAUUUUUGGUUAUCAAUAAUAUUAAAUCCUUAUACAAAUGUUUCACUGAAAAAUAUAUUCAGUCAAUAUUUAAGAUUAGGAUUAACAGCUAAAAAAAGUGAUAUUGUAAAAAUAUCGACAUUAAAUUUACUGACUCAUGAAAUAUUAUCAAAUGAAUCCAAUGAAAGGUCGGAUUGGGGAAUAUAUUUACGUCAAUUUUCUUCAUUUUAUGAUUUAAAUUUAUUAGUUCAAUGCUUUUUAGAAUGUGUAAAUACAAUUAAAGUAGAUAUAACAAGUGAAAUACCUAUACCAAAUCAUCAAAUAGAUACAACUGAAGAUGAAAAAUAUAUAAUUUCUCAAAUAAUUUCGAAAUAUGAGUCGAUAUUUGCAAAAAUUGAAAAAAUGGAAUUAUUAGAUGUUCAUUUAUUAAAACCAUUAAUUGAUGGUACAGCUUUGUCAAAAAGUUUGAAAAUGAAACCUGGUCCAUGGUUGAAACCUGCUACAGAAGAAGUAUUAAUAUGGCAAUUAAAUAAUCCAAAAGGUUCAAAAGAUGAAUGUUUAGAAUAUAUAAAACAAACUUUGUAG